AUGUUGAACGAAGUCAAUAAACUAUCCAUGCUGCGUACCUUGGAAAGCGGACGAUAUCUAAGUAUGAGUUUCCGUCCGUGGGAUUUGUAUGAGUAUCCCUUAUUGCAAAACACGACAAAGCAUUUGUGGGCUAUCAAGACUGCGAAUCAGCUGGAAAAACCUAGAUACGUUCUCUUUGCUCAGCAAGCUGCUAAAAAAACCGUCAUGGAAGCAACUUACUUCGAUCAUUGUAAAUUAACCAACAUGAAACUUUAUCUAAACUCUGAAUUUUAUCCGUACGAUGAUCUGAAUCUAAAUUUUGACAAAUACAAAACCGCUGUCGUAUAUGACAUGUAUGUGCAUUUCUGUACGUCUUAUUACCAAAUUCCCCGGGAAUAUCGUGAAACAUUAUUGAACACGAAAAACUUUAUUCACGGUUAUACUCACGUUAUCAUUGACUGUUCGCGACAAAACAAAUCCAUCAAGAGCGGUACCUUGGAUGUGCGAUUAGAAUUUGAAUUCAAGCAGAAUGUACUCGCGAAUACUACAGCCUAUUGUCUCAUCAUACACGACCACGUGAUCGAAUAG
Messenger RNA from Trachymyrmex cornetzi, 567 nucleotides. RefSeq lists its product as uncharacterized. The transcript has a single exon. The coding region runs from base 1 to 567 and encodes 188 amino acids. NCBI's taxonomy places the organism in Eukaryota, Metazoa, Arthropoda, Insecta, Hymenoptera, Formicidae. The record is from RefSeq and is a predicted model, not a curated record.